Molecule: messenger RNA, 5155 nt
Organism: Liolophura sinensis
Lineage: Eukaryota; Metazoa; Mollusca; Polyplacophora; Chitonida; Chitonidae
Product: zinc finger protein basonuclin-2-like
Exons: 4
Coding region: 683-3724 (1013 amino acids)
Biological process (GO): regulation of DNA-templated transcription
Cellular component (GO): nucleus
Source: RefSeq, a predicted model, not a curated record
GUGGACAAUGAGUACAUAUUUUUCUAUCUAGAUCCUUAUUGUUUACAUGUGUUAUCAAAUCUGGAAAGCUAACCAGGUGAUCAUAUCAUCACUGGUCUUCACAUUUUGACGUAGCUGAAUUAAAAUUGUAGGGAUGUUUUCUGCAAGAAAAGGUGUUAAAGGAUUGAUGAAAUAAGUGUCGCCUGUGAUUUAUUUGACAGUUGGCCAUCUGUUAAUUUUGAAUGAUUAACACCUUGGGAGAUGAAGGGUUAGCCACUGACUGACCGCUGGUCACUACUGUCACAUCACGCACAUGUACAUGUACCUAAUGUUAUAAAUAUUAAAUGAGCUGUAACAGUGAAUGAUAAGUCAUAAAGGCAAAUAUUCUUAUCAUAAUUAGAUGUUUUCAUCCUUAGCUAUGUGCAGGAUGAUGUCCCACUAUGUUAAAAAAAAAUGUAACAAAAGGUGCAAAAAUACUACUUAAAUUUAGAAUGAUUAUUAUGUUAUUAACAUCAUAUUCACGUAUGCACUCAAAGUCUUUAUCCGUUUCGUGGAAAGUUAUCACACUUGAUCAGGUGUAGAUUAAUAGAAACAUAAAAAAAAGUCAUGUGGCCUAUAAUACCACAGUAUGAUUAUUAGAUUAGACUGCACUUGACUGGGGUCACUGUACCCAGGCUGUAACGAUCAGGGUGUUAAUUACAGCAUGUGUUUAUUACCUUUUCAGGCCAUUCGCUGUACACUGCCAAACUGCCCCUGUGAAUGUUUCGCCCCAGGAAAACUUCAGCUGCGGAUCUGUGACACAUGCAAGCAUGGAUGGGUAGCCCAUGCUUUGGACAAACUUGGCUACCGUCACAUGUACACUCUUGGCAUGCAAGUGGAGAUAGUGCAACCGAACAUUGUGUUUGACAUUGCCAGUCUGAUGCUCUAUGGAGCCCAAGCAACUCCGAUUCGUUUGAAGAUUCUUUUGGACCGUCUCUUUAGUGUCCUGCAACAUGAAGAGGUACUGCAAGUUUUACACGGAUUUGGAUGGUCAUACGAGGACUAUGCAAGAGGGUAUAUAUUACAGACCAGCAGUUCGGGAAAAUCAACCCCUGAGCAACUGCCCUAUAAAAAGCGGUCUGAGGCUGCCACACCACCUCAUCCACCUCCAAUUCCUUUCCAACAUUUUCGCGCAGUUCGGCCAAUCUCACCGAAUUAUCAGAACAAAGAGGAAACGUCCGGCCGAGUACUUGAUAAAUGGACAAUUGCCUCUCGCGAGGAAGAACAUAUUAUUCUCCAGCAGUUUUUAAGGUUUGGAGAAACCAAAUCCAUUGCACAAGAAAUCAUUUUACAGGACACGAAAGAGAAGCAACAGCAGUACAUUUCACAAACAGCAAGAGCAGAAUCAGAAAUCAAAAAGUUCAUAGAGCGUACCAACUCCAGUAUGCAGGGUUACAUCAGACCAUUUGACUCCAGGCACAUGUUGUCAGGUCGUGUGCCAUACGUUCACUCGGGUAGCCGACUGAUGGCCCCUGCCUCCACGCUGCACAGCUAUACUCCCGUCACACCAGGCACAGAACUCCGCUCCCCAAGCGUGCCCCUGACCAACUCCACCCCUCUUUCUACUUCACCCCUGGGCCGCCUGCAAACCAUGCAGCCAUUCGACUACAGGCGGGAACAGGUCAGCCCAGCAGUGAGCCCAGGGGCACAGGAGAAGAGGGCGCCCCUUCAGUCUCCGCCGCAACAGAGCCCCCAGAACUUCAGCAUAGUGACCAGCUCUGCCUUGGUGCAGCCCACAGCCCUCACACAGAAAACACUUGAGCUAAAAGAGGAGCCACCUGUGGCUAACAGUGUGCCCAUGGUGUCACCAGAUGACUCCACCAAUGAUGCAAUAAACUACUCAACAAAGGAUCAUGAUCUGAAUUCACUGGAGCAGGACAGAAAGUCCAAACACCUGAGAAAAGCCGUUAAUCCUGUCAAGCGCAGCUGGACACCCUCCGGGGCCUUCGGAUCAACUCUAGUUUCGCCAAGUGGGAAGAAGCGUGUUCUUUGCACAGCUUGCAAUAAAACCUUCUGUGAUAAAGGUGCUUUGAAAAUACAUUACAGUGCUGUUCACUUGAAAGAAAUGCACAAGUGCACAGUAGAAGGAUGCAAUAUGAUGUUCAGUUCUCGUCGAAGCCGAAAUCGCCACAGUGCCAACCCUAACCCCAAGCUUCACAUGCCACAGAAACGAAAGAUUGAGGGGUCCAAUUUGAUAGGAGACUCAAAAGGGUCCGGUCGGCUGCCGACUAUGGUAGUGUCUUCGUCUUAUGUCCACCACAGCCCAGACUCAGACCAUAGCUUGGGGGACAACACGCAUGAUGUGGAUGAUGCUUUUUUCACAGUGGACUCUAAGCUGUCAUUUUUACCGACACCGGAAAAGAAAUUGAAACUUGACUUACAGUCCGAGGAGGAAAUGAUGCCAGACUCGAGCAUGAUUUCCAGACACAGAAUGUCCAGGCGAGAGGAGCACAAAAAACACGAGCUCUCCUCGUCCCGUGGCAGUCGUCGAAAGAGCAACGCUCCAACAAGGUGUGCCCAGACUGAGGAAAUGUUUGCCCUUAGUGAUGACAAUGCAGAGGACCGAGAGCACGGCCAUGAUGGACAGAAGCGCAAGAAACUCAUCGUGGAAGAACCUCUUGUUGAGGAAGAGCAAGAGGAAGGUAUAGAUGCAGACGAUGACUCCGAUGAUGAAGGGCAGAGUGUGGAGUUUGAAGACCCCACCGUGGACAUGAGUGGAGAUAAGGAGAACCUUGUUGUGGAUGAAUCCGACGAACCUCAGAAUCUGUCAACCAAGGGAAGAGAGACAAGAGCCAACAGUUCAAAGGGAAGUCCAUCAGCUGGGUACCCCAAGAUUGUAUCUCUGCUGACCAACAAACCUAGUGUUGAUAUGCCUAUGGAUUUAUCCGCAGAAGUGCAUAAAACCAGCCUUAAAGAGUCUACAAGCAUUGGCUCUGACCAAGAGUCUGUGGAGUCGGAUUGUGCCAAGCUGACAGAGCCAGAUCUUUCUGCUGAUGCUGAUCAACCCCUGGACAAGGAUAAUCCAAAACGGUGUCCUGCUUGUGGGAAAGUGUUUCAGAACAUUUUUGGGGUGAAAACACACUAUCGAAACGUGCAUUUGAAAGUAAUGCACGAGUGCACAAUAGAAGGAUGCACAGCGUCCUUCCCUUCUAAGCGGAGUCGAGAUCGUCACAGCAGUAAUGUGAACCUGCACCACAAGAUGAUGGUGGAUGAGGAAAGCAGCGAGAAGACCAAUGGCAAGCAUAAAGCAGAGGAUGAAGACAAGGAAAAUGAAGACUGCGAGGAAUCUGGAGAUGAAGAAGAUAAGGAGGCUGAGGAUGAUUUAGAUGGAGAAGAGGAAAAGAGUGUCUCCAAUGUCGUCAGCAGCUCUGAUUCCAGCUCUGAAGCGAGUCAUGGUGACGAGAAUGCCAGUCCCAAGCAGAAGGCCGAUCACUGCUACACCAAAGGGAAAGGUAAAGAAAACGGUGCAGAAGAGGAGCUGGAUGAAAACGACGAAACUGUCCACUGUCACAUCUGCGAAGAGAAGUUCAGGGACAAUCUGGCCUUAAAAGAACAUUUCGAAAGUAUACACCCCAAGGAGAUGUUCAGAUGUACUGUGAAAGGGUGCGACAAGAUCUUCUCAACACGUAAAAGCCGAAACCGACACAGUCACAAUGAUAAUUUGCACAGGUAUAUGGCCACUGCAAAAACAAACGGGGUCUCCUAAGCCAGGCUUCCACACCUAGUUCAUGUAUGCAAUAGUCUUAUUUGGUAAGACCUAGUAUUACUCCAUUCCACCACAUUACCAACUUAUUUGUAGGAUUUUUCGCCAGCGUUGCCAAACUUACAUCAUCAAAAGAAACAAAGCUAAUGUAGAGCACUGAUAGUUAUUUUUUAUUUCAUGGUGUCAGUCUUUGAUAAAAAAAUUUUUCUUUAUUUUGUCUGAUUUUAGAUUUACAUUGUAGUUUUACUUUUUUCUGUUUGUCUCAUUUUAUACUUAAUACGAUCAGUUUUUUGCCAUGUUUUCAGGCACAUUAUUAUUACGAGGGCUCUAAUGCGUUACCUUACAGGGCAGAUUUAUGCAUAAUAGUUUGCAUGUUGUUUGUACAGUUACGCCGCUACUAUGACUUUGUAUGGUCAACAUCUAAGUGCAACUUGGGUGCUUUUGCACAAAAUGCAAUAUUAUUUGACAUAAAUUUGUGAUAUAACUUAUAUUGUGUGUAGAAUUUGUACAGUUUCUAAAAAAAAAAGGACAAAAAAGGCCAAAGUGUUUGUCACUUUAUGUAUCAGCCAAAACUAUUUGAUUGAUCUCACAAGGUAUUUAUUUGUUAUUUAGCAGACUUUGUUUUGUUGUAUAAUGUGUCCAGUUACUGUGUUUUUUUCUAUUGUGUAGAAAAGAACAGAGCUGCCUUCUGGUUGUGUUUUAUUCAUGCCAUAAUCUGGCCACUUUAAUUGAGUUUGAACUCAUAAGCCGUCAGCAAUAUUGCAUUUUUUUACAACUUUAUUACAAAUGUUCAUGUUGGGAGACAGUUAUCUCAGAUGUUUACCAAUAUCAGUACUACAUGUAUAUUCACUGGCAUUGUAUACUGUAGGGCAUGACAACACAAUUUGACUAAAUAUAUGCAAUGUUUACGUACGGUGUAAUAUAUUGGAUAUGUGUAAGCUAAUAGACAUAUCUAGUUUGUGUGCAGUGCCUAUAAGUACAGACGGCUGUCGUUUUUACAAACAUAAUACAUUAUACUAUAUGGACAGCAGUAAUGUCCCAUAAAGCUUGUGGACAAAAAAAGCAAAAACAUUUUUAAACUGCUAAGAAGGAUUUGUGCAGAAGCUAGGGGAAGUAGUCUAUGAGGUGGCGUAUGCCAGGAGAAGUCUUUGUACAUAUGCAAAACUGAAUUGAUCUUUUGGUUGUUGUUGUUGUUGGUUUUUUGUGUAUAUUCAUAUUGUGAGGAGUACCAGUGAUGUGGUAUUUGCGGAUGUGUUAUCUAGUCACAUGAUCCAGACAUGAAUGUCACAUGUAUAGACAUGUUAAUUAUAAUUACCUCAGGAAUGGAGAUCUUGGUGAAUACAAAAAAUCUAUAGCAUAGGUUUUAAUAAUAUGUGUGUUUUUUUUGUUUGUAAGUGAUUUAUGUAGACAUUGUGGUCAGAUGAAUAUGUAUUA